This is a messenger RNA of Euleptes europaea (tarantolino), 1460 nucleotides long. It is a transcript of the gene GCNT4, whose product is annotated as glucosaminyl (N-acetyl) transferase 4. The record is from RefSeq and is a predicted model, not a curated record. Gene Ontology annotation, molecular function: acetylglucosaminyltransferase activity. Bases 60 to 1460 code for a protein of 466 amino acids. Gene Ontology annotation, cellular component: membrane. The transcript is spliced from 2 exons. Lineage: Eukaryota; Metazoa; Chordata; Lepidosauria; Squamata; Sphaerodactylidae.
ACUGCAAACCCUUUUAUACUUAGUUAGAAAGGAAAAGCAGUAAAGAGACAUCUAAAAGAAUGAAGAGAUGUAAGUGGUCCUACAGAUACCCAACACAACAAAGUUUCUUGAUCUUGGUUUUAACAGUAUGGCUACUUUCACUACUGAAACUUCUCAGAGUCGAGCAACUGUUGUUCCCUCACAAGGGUAUUUAUUUUGUAGAGCCGUUUCUGAGCACCUCGUCAUUUCUGAAGAGCAAGAACUCCCAUCUCAAAAGUCACAUGCAGUAUGAAAUUAACUGUUCCUCCAUUUACAAUCAGGAGCCUGUAGAGAUUGGCAGGUCUUUAGAAAUUCAGAGAAAAGAGAUUAUCGAUUUAGAUGAUGAUGAUGUUGUAGCAAUGACUAGUGACUGUCAUGUAUACCGUAAAAUUAGAGAAUAUCACCUGAAGCCUGUUUCUCUGGAAGAGGAAAAAUUCCCUUUAGCCUAUUCUUUGGUGGUUCACAAAGAUGCCAUGAUGGUUGAGAGGCUCAUCCAUACAAUAUACAGCAGUCAGAAUGUUUACUGUAUUCAUUAUGACCAAAAGUCAUCUAGCACUUUCAAACAUGCUUUGGACAAUCUAGCCAAAUGCUUUUCCAACAUUUUCAUAGCAUCCAAAUUGGAGGUGGUAGAAUAUGCCCAUAUUUCAAGGCUUCAGGCAGAUUUAAAUUGUUUGUCUGAUCUAUUUAAGUCUUUUGUUCCAUGGAAGUAUGUAAUCAAUUUAUGUGGCCAAGACUUCCCUUUACGGUCAAACUUUGAGCUGGUAAAUGAACUUAAGAAAUUAAAUGGAGGAAAUAUGUUGGAGACAGUCAAGCCAAGCAGCAACAAAAGGGAACGAUUUAUUUAUCGCUAUGAACUUCAGAAAAUGCCUUAUGAAUACACAAAAAUGCCUAUAAAAACUAGUAUAUCUAAGGACCCACCACCCCACAAUAUUGAGGUUUUUGUAGGCAGUGCUUAUUUUGUUUUAUGUCGGGAGUUCGUACAGUUCGUUCUUGAAAGUUCCAUCGUUCAAGAUUUUUUUGAAUGGUCAAAGGACACUUACUCUCCUGAUGAACAUUUUUGGGCAACCCUUGUUCGUGUACCUGGAACACCUGGAGAGGUUUCAAGAGCAGUUCCGGAUAUCACAGAUCUUCAGAGCAAAACACGUUUGGUAAAAUGGAACUACCUUGAAAAUCACCUGUAUCCUCCUUGCACUGGUACACAUCUUCGUAGUGUGUGCAUUUAUGGAGCUGCAGAACUGAGAUGGCUCAUCAGCUACGGGCAUUGGUUUGCCAAUAAAUUUGACUCCAAAGUAGAUCCUGUUUUAAUAAAAUGUUUGGCAGAAAAACUUGCAGAAAGGCAGAAAGAAUGGGUUAGUUUGACUUCAGAAAAUCUUUUUCUACACAGGACAGAUGUUUCAACAGUACCACCCACCCAUGAUCAGUCCUUGAAAAAGAAUAGUUGA